GAGGUCGCGCGGGCCGCUGGGAGUGGCGGCUUUGGUGCUCCCCGAGCGUCGGCGGAUCGCGGGUGGAGGGCUGGGGCCGGACGGCGGAGUGUGAGCUGCGGCGCAGAUUGUUUCAGAGACCCAACUGUUGCAUAAACCAAGGUGCCCUCUUGCAUUGCUCUGCAUGGGGUGGAUGCUCAGUAAAUUGUGCCAGGCUGCCUGAUGUCAUGUGGCCUGUGCUUUGGACCGUGGUGCGUACCUAUGCUCCCUAUGUCACCUUUCCCGUGGCCUUCGUGGUUGGGGCUGUGGGCUACCACCUGGAAUGGUUCAUCCGGGGGAAGGAUCCCCAGCCUGUGGAGGAGGAGAAGAGCAUCUCGGAGCGCCGGGAGGACCGCAAGCUGGAUGAGCUGCUAGGCAAGGACCACACCCAGGUCGUGAGCCUUAAGGACAAGCUGGAAUUUGCCCCUAAAGCUGUCCUGAACAGAAACCGCCCGGAGAAGAAUUAAUGGAGGACACAGGGCCCUAUGGGUCCUUCUGGGGGCCAAGACUGGUCCUGCCAUCAUGUCGACCCAGCAACCAGAACCCACAUCUGAUUUGCUUUAUUGCUUCUUCUGGCCCCUCCCGCCCCACACAGCCACACACAUACUGGCUGCUCUGCUAUGGCCAGGCAGACACACUAGUAGCUGAGGGCCCAGUGAAGAGGAAGGCCCGUGAGGGUUCUGGCCUGAAGGCUGCCUCUGCUGGAUGGUGGCCACGGCUGCUCAGGCUUCUGUGCUGCUAGGUGCACCCCUGGGAGGACAGUGAUGAAAUGAACAUUGGCUGUCAGUCCCUGUGGGGAGGCAGUUUGGCCUCAGGUGGGAGUGGCUGGGAUUGGGGUGAUGCUUUUAGGAGGGAUACCUACAUGCCUAGUUCUGGUUUGCACUGGGAAGAGUCCAAAAAUCUCCCUGGCUCCCUUCACUAGCUUGCUCUGUCCUUUGUGCUCAUUCUCCCUGAAAUCCUGUCCGCUCAGGAAGGGGAUUCCCCUGGGAAGGAAAGCAGUUUUCUGUUCUUGGGAGCCCCGGCUGUUCACCUUGGGGCAGGUGAAUUUGCUUGAAAACAGUCACCGUCUUUCACCCCCCACCCCGUCACUGUGUAGUGCAAAACUUGAUUAAAGUGGCGUGUGAGAACCA
Eubalaena glacialis (North Atlantic right whale) is the source of this 1148-nucleotide messenger RNA. RefSeq names its product small integral membrane protein 12 (gene SMIM12). The transcript is spliced from 3 exons. NCBI's taxonomy places the organism in Eukaryota, Metazoa, Chordata, Mammalia, Artiodactyla, Balaenidae. The record is from RefSeq and is a predicted model, not a curated record. Bases 207 to 485 code for a protein of 92 amino acids.